AUGUCCUCCAGAGCGGUGAAAAGGGCGAACAAGGCCACGCCUUCCGAUAUUGGACGCUCCAUCUCACCUUCCGUGACCGUUGACGGAUCAAGUUUCUUCCAUCAGGUCUCAACUGGCCCCGGGCUGUCCGUCGCUGAACGCGAAGCCGUGUGGCAGAUCUUCGAGGACAACAUGAAGGGUUUAUACAUGGAUUCAGCAUUCGGAUGGGACCCUCCCGCGAAACGUGCCGAACUAUUCCACUUUCUAUCGCGCUACAUCCUCGUCCGUGGUCCAUCCGCCGGAUGCGAUAGCUCUGCUGAAAACGUGAAGAGUGCACUCCCUCUAGCAGCCUAUGUUUCGUUCCGUUUUGAGCCCGAAGCUGGGCAAGACGUCAUUUAUUGCUAUGAAUUACAAGUAUCCAGAGCAGCGCAACGUCACGGCUUGGGCAAACAUUUAAUGCAACAAGUAUACAAUGUCGGACAACGAUGGCGUAUGCAGAAAGUGAUGUUAACUGUCUUGAAAGCCAACGUCGCGGCCAAUAGGUUCUACGAAUCCCAGGGGUUCGUUAUUGAUCCUACAUCGCCCGGGUACGCUGAGAGGGUGGAAGUGAUCCAGACCGACGGAGAGCCGGAUGAAGGCGAAAACUCUACGAGUUGCGGCGAAACUGCGGGGAUCGACGGGGAUGAUUCAUGGGAGGAUGAAGACGAAGCGGACGAAUGCGAUUAUCAUAUUCUAUCUAAAGCUAUGAGAGAACCGUAGACUGUACAUAGCUUACAAAGAGGAAUCGAUGACUUGAGGCCGCAAGCCUUUGCUAC
Molecule: messenger RNA, 794 nt
Organism: Gloeophyllum trabeum ATCC 11539
Lineage: Eukaryota; Fungi; Basidiomycota; Agaricomycetes; Gloeophyllales; Gloeophyllaceae
Exons: 7
Coding region: 1-738 (245 amino acids)
Cellular component (GO): nucleus
Molecular function (GO): protein N-terminal-serine acetyltransferase activity; histone H2A acetyltransferase activity; histone H4 acetyltransferase activity
Source: RefSeq, a predicted model, not a curated record